Colletotrichum scovillei is the source of this 1554-nucleotide messenger RNA. RefSeq lists its product as uncharacterized. NCBI's taxonomy places the organism in Eukaryota, Fungi, Ascomycota, Sordariomycetes, Glomerellales, Glomerellaceae. Bases 1 to 1554 code for a protein of 517 amino acids. The record is from RefSeq and is a predicted model, not a curated record. The transcript has 2 exons.
AUGAAGCAAGUCAACAUCUUCACCGCGGCCAUGGUGGCCUACAUGGCUCAGUUCGUUGCCUCAGCAGACACCAUCGCAGACUCCCAAAACGUCACGGCCCCAGACUUCAUCGGCAAAGCAGCCACAUCCCAGCCCCUCCGCCCCAAGGAACGCUUCUCCCCAGACGCUCUCCACGCCCACAUUGACGGCGGCAACACCCGAAGCGACGACUACAUGGGCCCCCUCGGCAUCUCCCCCGUCGUCUCCUCAGCCGCCGUGCAAACAGGUUACAUGUUCUGGGAGAACAGCACCAGCCUCCUCGUCGCAAUGGAGUGCGUCUCCGCCCAGGCGCCCAUCGGCUUCUGCCUCGCGGCGCUGGACCCGGAGACCAUGGACGUCCUGGUCCAAUGGACCGCUCCCGAGGGACGCACAGCCAUCUCGACUUACUGGCAAGUCGUCGAUAACCACGUCGUCAUGCCCACCCUAGAAGGCUUCAUCAUGGAGAUACAGCGCCUUGGCACCGGCACCUCAACGACCUUCACCCAGGUCCGCGAGGUCGACGUCUCGUCCCGUCUCCCAUCUGGCUCCAUCAUCGCCAUGGCGGGCUACACGGACGACGAGAACCUCUGGUUCGUCGCCACGCCCGCACCCCUUGUCGGCCUCGAGGGGACAAAUACCACCACCGUAGGCUACGUCCAGCCUGACGGCACCAUCUUCAGCACAUCCCUGGAUAACCAAAUCGUCGAGAAUGGCAUGGCCGUCAACGGAAAGAAUAUCUACGUCGUCACGGGCCCCGCCGGCUCCGAAGACCACGCUGACGCCCGUGGCCACUUUUACGCCUUCCAAGCGGAUACCGCCAACGGCGGCGGCGUGGUCGCGGCCUGGAACGAGACAUACCUCGCCGGCAGCGGCAUCAAGCCAGGCGGCCUCUCCCGCGGCUCCGGCGCGACACCAGGCCUCCUCGGACAGAAGUACGUCGCCAUCACGGAUAACGCCAACUCGCAAAUCAACCUCAACGUCUACCGCCAGGCGUCCGCCAUGGCCAAAGACGGCCAAGAAUCGAGCUUGGUCUGCUCCGUCCCGCUCUUUGAGCCCGGCGCGAGUCUCAACGAGGCAUCUCUGACGACGCACUUUGACGGCACGACGUACAGCGCCAUGAUCACUAACUGCUACAACUCCCCCUCCUUCCUCGACGUUAGCGGAGAUGAUGUCAACGGUAGCUAUAACAACCUCACGCAAGUUGCUCCUGGCGUGGCGCGCGUGCGGGUGAACGCGGACGAGAGCUGUGAGCUGGUGUGGGAUUUGCCUAUGGUGGCGACUAUGGUGACACUAUCAACGGCCAACGGUAUCUUGUACGCGUACACUCAGGACCGGGAGCUCGCUGUGGGCGGAGAGUAUGUGUGGUACAUUGUGGCGUUUGAUUAUGUUUCGGGCCAGGAGAUUUGGCGUAAGAGGGUUGGUGCUGGUGGCGUGUUUAACCCUGGUCCGUCGCAUAUCCAGCUUGGUGCGAAUGGAAGGAUUUAUGAGGGUGUUGUUGGUGGUGUUGCGUGGGUCGAGGAUUCACCUUCCCCUUAG